Papilio machaon (common yellow swallowtail) is the source of this 1419-nucleotide messenger RNA. RefSeq names its product L-threonine ammonia-lyase-like. The record is from RefSeq and is a predicted model, not a curated record. Gene Ontology annotation, biological process: L-serine catabolic process; L-threonine catabolic process. Gene Ontology annotation, molecular function: L-serine ammonia-lyase activity; threonine deaminase activity. Lineage: Eukaryota; Metazoa; Arthropoda; Insecta; Lepidoptera; Papilionidae. The transcript has 10 exons. The coding region runs from base 80 to 1393 and encodes 437 amino acids.
CGCAAUGUGUAAAUAAAUAAAAAUUCAAAGUAAUUUAUCCAAAACCCAGCAUAAAUAGCAGAAUAACAUAUUAAUCAAAAUGUCGUCACGCCGAUACGAGGAUUAUGAUCAAUUUUGUGAUCCAGAGAAUCCAAAGAAACUAAAUUUCGAAGACAUAGUUGAGGCGUCCGAAGCCAGCAGGCCGUUCAUACCUGUUACACCAUGUUACCUUUCACAGACACGAAAUGAUUUUGCAAUCAAUUUUUAUUACAAGCUCGAAACGGUUCAUAGAACAGGAAGUUUCAAGGAAAGGGGCGCACUGAAUGCUUUACAAAAAUUGCCUCGGGAUAAGAAAAAGAUCGGAGUUGUUUUGGCUUCGCUGGGUAACCAAGCGAUUGGACUGUGUCAUUGCGCGCGCUUACUGAGCAUACCUGUGGUGGUCGUGAUGCCAGUCAACGUACCACUCAUAAAGCUACAGCUGUGCAAAAAUUUAGGCGCCAAAGUGAUAGUAGAGGGCAGUGACUUACAGGAGGCACAAAAACAUGCGCGCUUUAUUGCACGAGAUAAGGGACUUUCAUAUAUUAAUGGUCGCGACCACCCCGAUGUACUGACUGGGUACGGCGGCGUGGCGCUGGAGAUUCUGGAGCAGGUGCCGAGCGUGGACGCCAUUCUCGUACCAGUGGGUACGGGCGGCCUCAUUGCCGCCAUAGCCACCGUCAUCAAACACGUUAAGCCCAGCUGCCUCGUUUAUGGUGUUCAGUCUGAAGUGAUGCCCACAUUCUUCGAGUCAAUGGAAAAAGGCCAGCCUGUGACCAAACCAAUGCAGAAUUCUCUGGCGGACGGCAUUGCGAUGCCUUACGUUGGUGUCAACGCCUUCUAUAACGCACUGCCCCUCGUUGAUAGAAUGAUAUUACUAAAAGAAGACUGGAUCGCACGCACUAUUUUAUAUAUUGUAGAAAAAGAACGUUUUGUGGUCGAAGGUGCCGCCGCUUGCUCUGUGGCCCCAAUUUUAAACAGCCUUGUGCCAGAACUGAAGACUAAAAAUGUGGUGUGUGUCUUGAGCGGUGGCAACAUUGACGCGACUUUGUUAAGCCGUUCUUUAGAUAGAGGACUUGCAGCUUCGGGCCGAAUGAUCAAAUUUAAGGUGGGAAUCAGAGCUGAUUCGGCUGCAAUGGCUGAACUCCUUAAACUGCUCUCAGACGGCGGUUACAAUAUACUACGUCAAUUUAUGGAUCACAUUUGGGUUGAGGAAGAAAUACACUAUGUUGAGACCAAAAUUGUGUGUCAAUCAAGGGAUCUACAACAUGCUAUACAGCUAAAAAGACUAAUUGAGGAAGCUUACCCAAAAACUGCUGUUUUUGAAACUGAACCACUCAAUGACAAACACAUGUGUCCAUGUUACAUAAAGAAAUAAAAAAUGUACUAUUAUUUAGUAACCAC